GAAAAUCCUCAUCUUUUUUCCCAAAAGUUUACCACAGUGGAUACUAUGUUUUGGCAAAAUGCUCAAGCAAGAUGGAUUAAGCAUGGCAAGAAGUGGAACCAAUUCAAAUUACCAGAGAAUGACAUCCUUAUUGAUGAUGCCAAUGGUUUGCAGCCUCUUUAUUCUGUCAAAUGGCCUGAUGUUAACAUUGUGUAUGUCCCUAUCAAUGUUCGGUCUAGUCACUGGGUAUUAGGAGUUGUCCACCUUCAUCGAAGGAUUAUAUACGUAUAUGACUCAUUGAUGGACAUCAAUAAUAAUGCAAGAUUGCAAGUUGCCAUUAAACCAUUAGCCAAAUUGUUGCCGCAUAUAUUGAAUGCAAUAGCAUAUUAUGGUUUUCAUGGUGACACAAAAGUUAACUACCAAGAAUGGGAAAUUGAACGGCUGCAAGAUAUUCCUCAACAGGAAAAUGAUGGUGAUUGUGGCAUGUUUGUUAUCAAAUAUGUUGAAUACUUAAUGCACAACCAUCCAUUGAAGUCAUUAACAAGUGCAGGAAUGGACUGGUUUUAGGAAAAGA
Messenger RNA from Vitis vinifera (wine grape), 553 nucleotides. Its product is annotated as ubiquitin-like-specific protease ESD4. The record is from RefSeq and is a predicted model, not a curated record. Gene Ontology annotation, biological process: proteolysis. The coding region runs from base 46 to 546 and encodes 166 amino acids. Gene Ontology annotation, molecular function: cysteine-type peptidase activity. The transcript is spliced from 3 exons. Lineage: Eukaryota; Viridiplantae; Streptophyta; Magnoliopsida; Vitales; Vitaceae.